AUGGUGGGGUGGUGGCGGGCGGCGGUGCGGCGGCGGUGGUGGGCGGUGGUGGUGGUGGGCGGUGCGGCGGCCUUAGGAUCAAGAUGCCCUGAUCUACCUACUGCUGCUGCUGCUGCUGUUGUUGUUGUUGUUGCUGCUGCUGCUGUGGCGGCGGCGGUGGUGGUGGUGGUGGGCGGCGGCGGCGGCAGGGCGGUGCGGCGGCCUGAUCAAGGAUGCCCUGAUCUACCUACUGCUGUUGUUGUUGCUGCUGCUGCUGUGGCGGCGGCGGUGGUGGUAGUGGUGGUGGUGGUGGUGGCAGCGGUCUCGAUGUGCUAGUGAAAGAAACCAGGAUAAGAGACUGCGCGAAAGACUACAUGUACCCUAAUAUGCUCUUACCGGCAAGCCACUAUGCAACAGCAAGGCCAACCCUAAAGGCUACAUUGAAGGAAGGAAAGGUGCGGUAGAGACCUAGCGAUUAGGAAGCUAGAGACCGAGUGGACGCACUUCUCCAUUUCGCACCCCGGUCCCCUAGGCUCUUGCUCUUGACGCAACAAGAGUUCUCAGGGGAG
Molecule: messenger RNA, 548 nt
Organism: Boeremia exigua
Lineage: Eukaryota; Fungi; Ascomycota; Dothideomycetes; Pleosporales; Didymellaceae
Exons: 3
Coding region: 1-315 (104 amino acids)
Source: RefSeq, a predicted model, not a curated record